Molecule: messenger RNA, 5413 nt
Organism: Sceloporus undulatus (fence lizard)
Lineage: Eukaryota; Metazoa; Chordata; Lepidosauria; Squamata; Phrynosomatidae
Gene: PRICKLE2
Product: prickle planar cell polarity protein 2
Exons: 9
Coding region: 157-2787 (876 amino acids)
Molecular function (GO): zinc ion binding
Source: RefSeq, a predicted model, not a curated record
CGAAGGGAAGAGCAGAGCAGAGAGGCUCAGGAGCUGCUCCUGGGAAGGCGGGAGAGAAGGAAGGGGGCCGGCUGGCUACCCAAAGCCCCUCUCAGCCGGACAGGCAAACAGCCUUGCCCCCCUCCUCCUGCUCCUCGGCCUCAGGGAGCUGCCAGCAUGUUCCUGCGGAGCGCUCGCAAGCGCCUGGCCGGCUCCAGAUCCUUGACUGCCUUGGGGGAGCUGGAAAGAGAGCGGCCUUGCAACAGGUGCGGUGACCAUUGUCCAGGCUUUGCACUGCACAAAUGGAGGAAGAUUUGCCGGCACUGUAAGUGCCCACAGGCAGAGCACUUUGAAACCGUGAUGCCUCUGGAAAUGGAGAAGACUGUGACCAAGAUGAUGUUUGACUUCCAGCGAAAUUCAACUUCUGAUGAUGACUCGGGUUGUGCCUUGGAAGAGUAUGCUUGGGUACCUCCUGGGCUGAAACCAGAACAGGUUCAUCAGUACUACAGCUGCCUACCAGAAGACAAAGUGCCCUACGUGAACAGCCCUGGGGAGAAAGCCCGUAUCAAACAGCUUCUUCACCAGCUGCCGCCGCACGACAAUGAGGUACGAUAUUGCAACUCAUUGGACGAGGAAGAGAAAAGAGAGCUCAAACUCUUCAGCAAUCAGAGGAAAAGGGAGAACCUAGGCAGAGGCAAUGUUCGGCCAUUCCCAGUCACCAUGACAGGAGCAAUUUGUGAGCAGGUAGGGAAUGUCAACCAUUGUUUGCUUAUCAUAGGCAAAUUCACGACUAGUUUGUUCUACUCCUGCCAUGACCCCAGUAUCUACGUCAUAACAAAAACUAACAAAGACCUACAUUUUUCUCUUUCUCUCUCUUUUUCCUUUCAACAGAUAAUCUUUGCUGAUGAGUGCACAGAGGCUGAGGGAAGACACUGGCACAUGAAGCACUUCUGCUGUUUUGAAUGUGAAACAGUGCUGGGUGGCCAGCGUUAUAUCAUGAAGGAAGGGCGGCCAUAUUGCUGCAACUGCUUUGAAUCCUUAUAUGCGGAGUAUUGUGAUACCUGUGCUCAACACAUUGGAAUUGAUCAGGGUCAGAUGACCUACGAUGGCCAACACUGGCAUGCAACUGAGACCUGCUUUUGUUGUGCUCAGUGCAAGAAAUCACUCCUUGGGCGGCCAUUCCUGCCCAAGCAAGGGCAGAUCUUCUGUUCUAGAGCAUGCAGUAUGGGUGAUGACCCAAAUGGCUCCGAUUCAUCUGACUCUGCUUUCCAAAGUGCGAGAGCCAAAGAAUCCCGACGUAGUGCCAAGAUUGGCAAGAACAGGAACAAAGGAGAGGAGAACUCUGUCAGCCAGAGCAGCCAACUGCAGGUGACCUCCAGCAGGCUCUCUGCAGAUGUGGACCCACUCUCCUUGCAGAUGGACUUGCUGAGCUUAUCCAGCCAAACUCCAAGCCUAAACAGGGACCAAAUAUGGAGGAGCAGAGAUGAGCUCUACCACUACAACAAAAUGGAACCAAGCCAAUCACAAAGCCCCUUGCAGAUGCUCAGCCAGUGUAAUAUUAGAACUUCUUACAAUGCAGGGCAAACUCCAAGUGCUCAACAGGAACUAUGGGGUAAACAUUUCAGUAACCCAAAAAGAAGUUCCUCCUUGGCCAUGAAAGGACAUGGUGGUAGUUUCAUCCAAGAGUGCCGAGAAGAUUAUUAUUCAGGAAGGCUACCAUCGCAGGAGAGCUACAGUGACAUGUCCAACCAGAGCUUCACUGACACCAGAGGGAGUUACAAGGUCUCCAAGUAUGACCAAGAGGAAGACAGCGGUAUGUCUGCACAGCAUUGUCGAACCAGGCAUCCAAUCAAUGCCUUGAAGUUCACUGAGGAAUUGACACCCACAGAGCAAACUCCACGGGGUUCAAUGGAGUCCCUUGCUCUUUCCAAUGCCACAGGGCUGUCUGCGGAUGGUGGCGCCAAGCGCCAAGAGCAUCUCUCUCGUUUUUCCAUGCCUGACCUAAGUAAAGAUUCUGGAAUGAAUGUGUCAGAGAAGAUGAGUAAUAUGGGAACACUAAAUUCAUCCAUCCAGUUCAGAAGUGCAGAGUCUGUUCGUAGCUUAUUAUCUGUUCAACAGUACCAGGAUAUGGAAGCCAACCUUCAUGAUCUCGCCAAUCCGAUUGGUUACAGAGACACACCAUCCCGUGGAAGGAUGCACCAGAGCUUUGACUAUGAUGGGGGAAUGCCAGGGAACAAAUUGGCUGCACAAGAAGGCGCCAGACAUCCCCCCAUGAGUGAGCGAACUCCCAGGCGAACUAAUCUCCGAGAUGAUGAUCGACAUUACCGCCCCCAUAGGCCUCGGCGGUCAAGGCGCUCCCGCUCAGACAAUGCCCUACACCUCACCAGCGAGCAGAGCUAUAAGUUGAAAGAGAGGCCCUCUCUACGAGCUCGAGAGGAUUACGAUCAGUUCUUGCAGCAGAGAGGUUGUAGGGAAAAUGUAGAGCAAGGUACACGAAGAAAUCUCUAUGGUCAGUGCCCAAGGACUGUGUCAGACCUUGCUUUGCAAAACCACUUUAGUGAGCGAUGGGGACCCUACUUUGCUGAAUAUGAUUGGUGUUCUACAUGUUCCUCCUCCUCUGAAUCUGACAAUGAAGGCUAUUUCCUUGGGGAGCCGAUCCCUCAACCCAGCCGUCUCCAGUAUGUUGCCGGCGAAGACCUCCUUCACAAAUACGGUUCAUACAGCAUGCCUAAGUCUUCCACGCUAGGUGGUCGAGGACAGUUACACAGCCGCAAAAGACAAAAGAGCAAAAACUGUAUAAUAGCAUAACCAUGUUUUACCCAAGCACAGUGUUGGAGAAUGUAAUUACUUCAUCAACUUGCACUGUUGUAGGUCAUAAAGCGCUUUUUAUUGUAACGAAACAUCAUGGCAAGCAAGGAUCUGUAAGAAGGUCAUAGACAAAAGAUCUAUAAAUAGUCAUAAUUGUUGGCAUGGUGAAUAUAUUUUGCACAUUUUAUUGGGGGGACAAGAGGGGAGGGAUCAAAUUUAUUUUAGCAUGUAAUAGUUAAAAGUUUAUCUCCUUCCUACAUAAUACCCAGUUCACCCACCACCCACAUAAUACCCAGUUCACCCAUCUGUUUUUAGUUGCCAUUGUUUUCUAUAACCAGCAGUUAGCUCUCUCUUCUUUUUUGCUUUUCAUUUUCAUCAUUUUCUUUUACUAUUCUUCAGCCAGAUUGAAAGGAAACCUAAGUUAUUUCCAUGAUUGUUUUGAAAAUGCAAAAGUAAAUGAGACUUUGAAGAAAAUAUUUUUGUAUUUUGUAAUAUCUGAGGAAUGUUUAUACCUAAGGAGUCACUGGGAAAGCAAUGCACAUUUGUCAUACUUUUUGGCCAGAGCUUCAGAACCUUUUUGUUUUGUUUUGUUUUAUUUUAUGUUUUAUUUUAUUUGCCAUCAAAAAAAAUUCUGGAUCAGCAAGCCUUUUCUUUUUGCACCUGCUUAAAACAAAAAAAAGCCCUUAUAAAAAUUAAUUAGCUCUUGAGGAAGCUACAGGGUGCUUUUGGAUUCUACUAACACCUUCAUUUUAUGUUACUCUAUAAAACAAAUACAGGCAUCUAUCACUGAAAUGAAAUGAAAGCAAUUUUUCCCCUUUUCUAUAUGCCUAAAUCAAUUUGCUAUUCCCAAGUAGAGUAGACCUAUUAGAUUGAUUACUGAAUGGUAAGUCAACACUUAUGUAAAUCCCAUUGAAUCAAUUGGUCUGCGCUAGUAGGGAUUGGCAGUUGGAUUAAGCACAAAGUUUUAUACAGGUUAAAGAUCUGAGAGGAAGGUUUACAUCUCUUUAGAGAGGGCCAAAGUCACUAAAAUUUCAACUACUUUUUUGGGGGGGUAAGCCAAAACAAUUGUAAGUGGUACAGUCAUGUGGUGUCAGCAUGAACUUGUUUUGAGUAUAGAAUUGUUUUCUGGUGCUCUAGUUUCCUGGCAUUUGUUAACUGCUAUUCAUUACUGAGAGGUAACUUCAACACUGCCUUCUUCUGAAAUUCAUAAUGAAAUGAAUACAUCCUAAUCAUAUCAGACAUAAAGUCUACCCAUGGGAGAUAAAUACUUCAAACCCAUUACAAAGGCAGUUUGAAGGGUUUGUCCUCAGGGUAGAAUGGAGCCUAUUCUUUGGAAGUAGAACAAAGCAACAAAAGCUUCAACAUGGGUAGUUAUAUACAUAGGACUCAAAGUGUAUUGUGUGCUAUGGUCGAUGUGAGUUUUUUUCCUCUCUCUCUCUCUCUCUCUCUCUUUUUCUCUGUAUGCUUUAAACAACUGGGACAUCAAGAUAUGUUCUAUAUUGUUUCCAGAUGAGACAGUGGGAAAGAAGAAAAUUCUUUUGUUUUGGUUGUACUUUUUUUUACUUAUAGGGCUGCAAAUUGGGUGUCAGUAGUCUCCAGCUAGGUAGGAACUUGCCAAUUUACAACACCUGUGUAUGGUUCUCUCAAGAGUUUGGAGGACUCUAUUAGGAAAAACUCCAUUGGAAUAGAUGACAAAAUGCAAAUUGAUGUGGAUGGGAUUUUUUAAAAAAAGGUGCAGAGGUCCUGACUCUUCAGUUGGACCCAAGAAACUGUAACAUUGGACACGAUCCAGCUCUGCUGCGGUCAGGCUUUGGAACAAUAUGUGUGUAUCCUGGGGGAACAGACACUGUUGCUUAUUGAAAUACAACGGCACGGAAGAAAAAUUCUGGUACGGAUGUAUCCAUAGCACAGUUAGGAAUGUUUUUUGUGCAUAAGGAGAAUGUGAUAACUAUGAUUUUGCCCAAAAAAAUAAAGAAGGAAAAAAGAAAAACAUGAUUUAUAAAAUGAAUGUCUUUUUCAGAUUGCACUGAAAACAUAGAAAACUGGUUUUGUGUGUUUCCACACUGAGCUCUGUGCACUUUUGAUUCCAUUAAGACAUCUAUAUUUUAUUUCCUUAAAACAUGCUUCAUGUUUCCUGGCAUGCAGCACGCGCAUGCAUACACACCACGUACCUGCUUAGUAUGCACAUGGAACUCUCACAACAGCACAAUCCCAAAGGCAUUUCAGCACAAAGGGAAUAUUGUACACAAAGCUUCCCACACUAAUAAGGAAGCUGGGAAGCUCUUUGGAUUCCCAUGUGCACCUCAUAGGCACAACAAAUGUCGUAUAAAUGCUUCCAUCCCUUCCUUCCAUCUGCCUCACUCACUCCAGUCCCAGCUUAAAUUUAAUUACUCUAUAAAUGGCUAGAUUUUGAAUACACACACACACACACACACACACACACAAUAUUAAAAAGCAUGCCCCUGAAUUGUUCUAGAUGUGUGAAUGUAGCCCCCAGCCUUACCACAGUUGCCCACCCUGGCUUAUAGGGAUAAGGGUUCACAUUAUCUUAAGUCCUCAUGUGGCUUGUUACUUACCAUGGAUGCCAUGUAUAUUGUUGUCGUCGUCAUCACCGCCAUCAAGUCAU